AUGCAAUUUAUUGGUCAUGGAUUCUUUGAAAAGAAGAGACCUGCGCUUCUUGAUAAUCUUGUGCAGUCCAUUUUUUUCGCACCCUUGUUUGCGUUUUUGGAAACGAGUCCUCUCUUCGGAUAUCAUCCCGCGGUUACAAAGAACAUCCGUGUUGCUACUAAGAUUCAACAAAAAGAAGAGAUUCAUGGAUCUAGUGGGAGCAUUAAAUCAGAGUGCUUGUUUGAUGAAUCGCUUCUGGAAUCUCCUGCAGCUGAAGUGUUAAACGGUCGCACAGAUAUUACAGUCCGCCCUUUGUAUCUCAGUGACAUAAACAACGAGUAUUUGGAUCUCCUUGAUGUCUUGGUUACUGCUACUGUUCGUCCAAGCUUGGCUUCUUAUCAAAAACGCUUUUUGGAAUUACGAAAAGAUACUCCUAAUACUUAUUAUACUAUAGUCGUUGAAGAUAAAGAAACCCAUAAAAUACCACUCUGUUUGUGGAAAGGAAGCUCAUACGUGGCAACGGAGAUUGUGCACACGUAG
Molecule: messenger RNA, 519 nt
Organism: Schizosaccharomyces octosporus yFS286
Lineage: Eukaryota; Fungi; Ascomycota; Schizosaccharomycetes; Schizosaccharomycetales; Schizosaccharomycetaceae
Product: DUF962 family protein
Exons: 3
Coding region: 1-519 (172 amino acids)
Biological process (GO): sphingoid catabolic process
Cellular component (GO): endoplasmic reticulum
Source: RefSeq, a predicted model, not a curated record